Molecule: messenger RNA, 657 nt
Organism: Pistacia vera
Lineage: Eukaryota; Viridiplantae; Streptophyta; Magnoliopsida; Sapindales; Anacardiaceae
Product: CASP-like protein 1C1
Exons: 3
Coding region: 62-553 (163 amino acids)
Source: RefSeq, a predicted model, not a curated record
CAAUUGCUGUAACAAUUCUAAAACCACAGAACUUUAAUUCAAUUUUUUACCCCAUCAAAACAUGGGCAAAACUAAGAGGAUAUUCACUCUUCUGCUCAGGUUGAUGGCCUUCGCUGCAACAGUUUCAGCUACAAUUGUAAUGGUUUCCAGCCAUGAGACAGCUAGCUUCUUUGCAGUAUCAUUUGAAGUUAAGUACAGUGACACACCGGCCUUCAAGUACUUCGUGAUUGCAAAUGCAAUUGUCAGCAUCUAUGGCUUUUUGGUUCUCUUUCUUCCUUCCGAGAGUUUGCUCUGGCGUUUAGUUGUUGCCUUGGAUAUGGUUUUCACGUUGUUACUGGGUUCAAGCAUUUCGGCUGCCUUGGCUAUUGCUCAAGUGGGGAAGAAGGGGAACUCUUCGGCAGGUUGGCUACCGGUUUGCAGCCAAGUUCCCAAGUACUGUCAUCAAGUAACGGGAGCUUUAGUUGCUGGCUUCAUUGGACUCAUUAUGUAUUUGCUGCUGCUUCUCUACUCCAUCCAUACCAUCUUAAAUCCUCUUCUUCUUCAAAAGACUUAGAUAGGUUUCUUUGUCUUUUCUAUUACUGUUUUGGAGUUUUAGUUUCAUCUUUUGUUUUACUUAAAAUUUAUGUGCCUUUUGCGGAAUCCUUAUUAGAACUUACU